This is a messenger RNA of Syngnathoides biaculeatus (alligator pipefish), 6888 nucleotides long. RefSeq names its product protein tyrosine phosphatase receptor type Ub (gene ptprub). Gene Ontology annotation, molecular function: protein binding; protein tyrosine phosphatase activity. The coding region runs from base 886 to 5217 and encodes 1443 amino acids. The transcript is spliced from 30 exons. Gene Ontology annotation, cellular component: membrane. Lineage: Eukaryota; Metazoa; Chordata; Actinopteri; Syngnathiformes; Syngnathidae. Gene Ontology annotation, biological process: protein dephosphorylation. The record is from RefSeq and is a predicted model, not a curated record.
AAAAUGAUAAAAAAAUUGCUGCAUCCCAUUAAAAAAACCCAUUAAAAAUUCACAGUGUAGUAUAAAAAAAUGACAACAACCAAAACGUACUCACCUCGCAUUUUUGGUGUAAUUUAUUUUUAAAUGUGAAAAUGGUCUAAAAAUAAGGCAAUGAGUCGUCUUAUUAUUAUUAUUAUUAGAGUUUGACCUUCCCCCCACCCCCAAAAGAAACGCUGGCAUUAUCAGGUUACGCUCAUUGCCAUCACGACAAGUGCUGAAUCAGAUUACAAAUUAUGACACGACAGUUAGCAAAUAUCUGCUUUUCAAUCGAUGGACAUUGCUAAUAUGAAAUAAAUUAAUGUAUGAUAUCGCGUUUGUUUUUUUUUUUUGUUAUACUGUAUACAGCACAAUUCCAACAAUGUUGUUUGUUACUGAAAUGGUGACUGCCCAAAACACUUUUAACCACGAAACGUAUAUAAUAAAUCGUAUAUAAUAAACACCCAUCAAGUGACUUCAUUUUUUUUUUAAAUAUACUGUCAUACUCGACUUGGUCACUUGGUGGCGCCCUACUCCCGUCUCAUUUGGACGAAGAAGAGUCUCGGGCAGGGGGAGGGAGGGAUAAAAAAAACUGGGAAAAAAAAAAGAGAAAAGCUCUUUUGCUGAGGCAAAUGUCUCCGCACAACUGUUUACCGUGACGUCAGUUCGCACAAGUGGCUGUGGGCCGUCUCGCAGCGCCCAAACUGCGGGUCCGUGUCGCCGCCGACCAGGUGGGGAAUAGAUGAGCUCCACUCUCCGAAAACUUCCUCGCGUGGAUGUCGCGGUUCACAAUGGACUAAAAACACAAACAAACAAACAAACAACAGAGGGGAAAAAAAAAAAAAAUCCCCCCCCAAAAACUGCUCGACGAUGAACACCUGCGCCUUUUUGUUGCUUCUCAGCGUCCACAUCUACGCCGAUGGAAUCGAGGGGCCGACAGCUGCCGGCUGCACAUUUGAAGAGGAUUCCGAUUUCAGUCUGUGUGACUUGACACAAGGUGAAGAAGAUGACUUUGAUUGGCAGCUGUUUCGGACACACAAUUCGCCCUACGCUGGCUCGGACCUUCUGCGUGGAUCCUAUAUGUUAGUGAACUCCUCGCAGCACGAAGCCGGCCACUGCGCUCAGCUGCUGCUGCAGAGCCUCAGCGAGAACGACACGCACUGCGUGCAGUUCAGCUACUUCCUGUACAGCCGCGACGGCCACAGUCCGGGGGCCCUGAAGGCGUACGUGCGUGUCAAUGGCGGGCCGCUGGGCAAGCCCGUGUGGAACACGUCGGGAUCUCAAGGCAAGCAGUGGCAUCAGGUGGAGCUGGCUGUCAGCACCUUCUGGCCCAACGAAUAUCAGGUGCUGAUCGAGGCGACGGUUUCCGAGGCGCGGCAAGGAUACCUUGCCAUCGAUGACAUCAUGGUCCUCAACUAUCCCUGCUAUAAGGCGCCGCAUUUCUCCAGGCUCGGAGACGAGGAGGUCAACGCCGGACAGAAUGCGACUUUCCAAUGCGUGGCGGCCGGAAAGGCUUCCGAGGCCGAAAAAUUCAUACUGGAGAGACACAACGGGGAGAUUUUAACCACUGCGUCGGUCAAGCACCUGAGUCACCGGCGUUUUGUGGUGUCGUUCCAGCUCGACAGCGUCCAGAGGUCUGAUCAAGACCUUUACCGCUGCAUCACGCAGUCCUCCAGGGGCUCGGGGGUCUCCAACUUUGCUGAACUCAUUGUCAAAGUACCACCUUCCCCUAUCGCGCCACCUCAGCUGCUGCGCGCCGGCUCCACUUACCUAAUCAUCCAGCUCAACACCAAUUCCAUCCUUGGAGAUGGACCCAUUAUUAGGAAAGAGAUUGAGUACCGUGCCAGCCAGUCUCCGUGGUCUGAAGUGCACGGAGUCAACAUGGUCACCUACAAGCUGUGGCACCUGGACCCGGACACAGAGUACCACAUCAGCGUGCUGUUGACUCGGCCCGGAGAAGGCGGCACGGGCCCUCCUGGACCUCCGCUCGUGAGCAGGACCAAGUGCGCAGAGCCCAUGCGUGCGCUGCGGGGCCUGACGGCCACAGAUAUCCAGCCCAGGCAGUUGUCCCUGCUGUGGGAGAACUUGGCGUUCAACGUGACGCGCUGCCACAGCUACUCAGUGUCCCUCUGCUAUCGCUACACCACCGCGGGAGGCGGCGGCGGCCACAACACCACCGUGCGCGAAUGCCUGGCCGUGGAGCACAACGCCUCGCGCUUCACGCUGCGUGAUCUGCCGCCGUACCACGGCAUCCAUGUCCGUCUGUCCCUGGCCAACCCGGAGGGCAAGAAAGAGGGCAGGGAGGUCACGUUCCAGACGGAGGAAGACAUCCCUGGAGGCAUCGCACCAGAGUCCCUGACGUUCACCCCGCUGGAUGACAUGAUCUUCCUGAAGUGGGAGGAGCCUCUCGAGCCCAAUGGCCUGAUUACUCAAUACGAGAUCAGUUACCAGAGCAUUGAGUCGUCCGACCCCGGCAUCAACGUCCCGGGACCGAGGAGAACUGUAUCCAAGCUAAAGAACGAGACCUAUCACAUGUUCUCCAAUCUUCACCCGGGGACAACCUACCUGAUCUCCGUGCGAGCCCGAACAGGGAAGGGCUUUGGCCAGACGGCCCUCACCGAAAUCACCACAAACAUCUCAGCGCCGACGUUUGAUUAUGGAGAUAUACCUUCCCCCUUGAGCGAGACUGAAAACACAAUAACUGUGGUGCUGCGCCCCGCCCAAGGGAGAGGAGCACCUGUCAGCACAUACCAGGUGGUGGUCGAGGAGGAGACCGUGAAAAAAGUGAAGCGGGAGCUGGGGCUUCAAGAGUGCUUCCCUCUGCCGAUGUCCCACGGUGAGGCCAUGGCCCGGGGCACCCCGCACUACUACACCGCUGAGCUGCCACCCAGCAGCCUGCCAGAGGCCAGUCCCUUCACCGUGGGAGACAAUCACACGUACAACGGCUACUGGAACACCCCUCUGGACCCGCGCAAAAGCUACCUCGUCUACUUCCAGGCCAUGAGCAACUUCCGAGGGGAAUCAAGAAUAAACUGCAUCCGCAUAGCUCGCAAAGCCGCCUGCAAAGACCACCGCAAGGCCUUGGAGGUGUCCCAGAACUCGGAGGAGAUGGGCCUGAUUCUGGGCGUGUGCGUCGGCGGCCUGGUGGUGCUCAUCCUCCUGCUCGGCGCUGUCAUCGUUAUCAUCAAGAAAGGAAGGAACUACUACUCUUAUUACCCGAAACCUGUGAAUAUGAACAAGGCACCAAUUACUUAUCGCCAGGAGAAGAGCCACAUGGGCUCCAUGGAGCGCAGUUUUACCGACCAGAGCACCCUGCAGGAAGACGAGAGGAUGGCCCUCUCCUUCAUGGACUCCCACACUUGCGGAACCCGAAGUGAUCCCCGCAGUUCGGUGAACGAGGCCAGCAGUCUUCUCGGAGGCUCCCCGAGGCACCCGUGCGGACGUAAAGGCUCCCCCUACCACACGGGCCAGCUGCACCCCGCCGUCCGGGUGGCUGACCUACUCCAGCACAUCAACCAGAUGAAAACGGCCGAGGGCUACGGCUUCAAACAGGAAUAUGAGAGUUUCUUUGAUGGCUGGGACUGCACAAAGAAGAAAGACAAGACCAAAGCGAGGCACGAUACCUUAUUGGGAUACGAUCGACACCGAGUCAAGCUCAACCCCCUCUUGGGAGACCCCAAUUCCGACUAUAUCAACGCCAACUACAUUGACGGCUACCAUCGAUCCAACCACUUCAUCGCCUCUCAGGGACCCAAGCAGGAGACGCUUUAUGAUUUCUGGAGGAUGGUGUGGCAGGAAAAUUGUUUCAGCAUCGUCAUGAUCACGAAGCUGGUGGAAGUUGGCAGGGUGAAAUGCUGUAAAUACUGGCCCGAUGACAGCGAGAUGUACGGCGACAUCAAAAUCACGCUGCUUAAAAGCGAGACGCUCGCCGAGUAUACGGUCCGCACUUUUGCCUUGGAGAGGAGAGGAUACUCGACCAAGCAUGAGGUCCGUCAGUUUCACUUCACAUCCUGGCCCGAGCACGGGGUGCCCUAUCACGCCACUGGACUGCUGGCUUUCAUCCGGAGAGUCAAAGCCUCCACGCCUCCCGACGCCGGUCCUGUGGUGGUCCACUGCAGCGUCGGGGCGGGCCGCACGGGCUGCUACAUCGUGCUGGACGUCAUGUUGGACAUGGCUGAGUGUGAAGGUGUGGUGGAUAUCUACAACUGCGUGAAGACGCUCUGCUCUCGGCGCAUCAACAUGAUCCAGACGGAGGAGCAGUACAUAUUCAUCCACGAUGCCAUUCUGGAGGCCUGCUUGUGCGGCGAGACGGCCAUCCUGGUGAACGAGUUCUCGGUUGCCUACAGGGAGUUGCUGAGAGUGGACUCCCAGAGUAACUCCUCGCAGCUCCGUGAGGAAUUUCAGACGCUAAACUCCGUGACCCCGCACCUGGACGUGGAGGAGUGCAGCAUCGCCCUGCUGCCCCGCAACCGGGAAAAGAACCGCAGCAUGGACGUGCUGCCGCCGGACCGGGCGCUGGCCUUCCUGGUCACGACCGAGGGCGAGAGCAACAACUACAUCAACGCCGCUCUGGCCGACAGCUUCCACCAGCAGGCCGCGUUCAUCGUGACCCCGCACCCUCUGCCCGGGACCACCGCCGACUUCUGGAGGCUGGUCUUCGACUACGGCUGCACGGCGGUGGUCAUGCUCAACCAACUGAAUCAGUCCAACUCCGCCUGGCCGUGCGUCCAGUACUGGCCUGAGCCGGGUCUACAGCAGUACGGGCCCAUGGAGGUGGAAUUCCUCUCCAUGUCCGCCGACGACGACGUCAUCACUCGCCUGUUUCGGGUCAAGAACGUCACGAGGCUGCAAGAGGGCCAGCUGGUGGUGUGUCAGUUCCAGUUCCUGCGCUGGUCCCCGUAUCGGGACGUGCCCGACUCCAAGAAGGCUUUCCUCAACCUGCUGGCCCAAGUGCACAAGUGGCAAAGGGAGUGCGGGGAAGGGCGCACCGUGGUCCACUGCCUUAACGGUGGCGGUCGCAGCGGGACCCUCUGCGCUUGCAACAUUCUCCUGGAGAUGAUCCAGUACCAAAACAUGGUGGACAUCUUUUAUGCAGUCAAAACGCUACGGAACUGCAAACCCAACAUGGUGGAAUCCCUGGACCAGUAUCGGUUCUGCUACGACCUCAUCCUGGAGUACUUGGAGUGCUUUGAGGGGAGAUAGCAACUAAACGCAGCACAAGUAUCCCACUUGCUUGGUUUAAGGUCUCCCGGAGGCUCCUGUACGUCACUGCUUGGACCUGUGCUCUUGAAAGUACGGAAUUUGAACACGAAUGAAAAACGAUACAGUUCCGAAUUUUAACCUUUAAUGUACAGCUGUGAUUUGCCUUCUUGUGGUGAUGUUUUAUCUUUUUCAAUAUUUUUGUGCUUUCGCCUGUGUACUUAAGCUCUGUUGUGCCAAGGCUUUAUGUACAACCCCCUAAAAAAAGACAAAAGAUUUAAAAAAAAAAAAAAGCAAAACAUGACUAUGAGCUACAAAAUUGACCCGUUUUAUUGUGAAGUGGGGUCACCUUGGCCGCGGUUCAUCGUUUGAUUCAACGGCAAAGAGGGUGGAUGCGGUUCUCGAGCGCCGACGGCGUUUUAUCUCCACACGUGGACGUUUUCUUUUCCCUCCAAGAGCAAAACACAACAGCAGUUCACUGUCCUUGUAUAUUACCCAGCACACCAUAAACUGCCUUAUUCUCUGACAAUGAGAAGACAAAAAGUCUUGACAGACCGGCCAAGAGAUUUUCCACGAGUCUUGUAUCUUGUCGUCUUGUGUCGGCCACGCGGAUGAUUUUAUUUUAUUUCAUUGGACUUAUUAUUCCUGUUGCGGUGCCAAACCCCUUUGACUGACUUGAAUCCUCCUCUUUACUUUGUUCUCCUGCUUUCGUCUCGCGAUAUUUGCCUACAUGUAGUGUGAACUUCACGCCGCGAUUGUAUCUUCUUGUCCGGUGGGAAAGAAAAAGAAGGAUGAAAAAGCGUUUUCGCCGACUGCUGUCGUUUGAGGAAAAUGUACACUUUGUUUCAUGAUUUGGAAACAUUUGGGAUUUCUUUUCUGAGGGUUCUGCGUUGAGUUAUACUCUUGAAGCAUUUUGGCAAACGUGGCAUGAAGGAUCGUUGUUGUUUGUUGUGGUGUAAAAUUGACUCAAAAUAACUAUCAGAGUGUCAAAAAUGUUAGCCGAAUUUGAACGAGGGUUUCAUGUGAUCUGCUGGAGCUGCACCCACUUUUCGCGGCUUUAUUGCUAGCAUACCGUAUCAUCGGUAUUUAACAACAAUAAAAGUUCCCGUUGUGCUUUAGAGUUACAUUUUAUUUUCCACGCAAUACUGAAAGCAAAAAACUAAGUGAAAUCAACCAUAGCGUGAAUAGACUGUUUUCGACUGACGCCACACACCUUCCGAUUUAGAACGCGGGCGCCAUCUUGGUUGGGUGAAUUCGCGUAAACACAUGUAACUAACCAGGAAACAUUUCAGAAAGGCGUAUGAAUGGGGGUGCACUGCUAUGCUAUCGGUUGCUAAAACGGGCGUUGUAAAGCGUCUUUGUUUCGACUGCCAGCUGUGAUCAAGAACCAGUGGGAGAAAACGGAGCAGUUAGCAACCAAACGGCUACAACCGUGGCUGUCUCGCAUUAGCAGAGCCGAUCUAGCAGCCGAGCACAAUACACGUGUGGGAAUGCAAUGCAUGUCUCCAAAAUCUGUAUUUUCUGUUUUAUUAUAAUAAGUUUGCAAAAACGAGUUACCGCACCGCUAGCUGUUUCGUGAGGUUAGCCGUGGAAGUGGAGAAAAAGGUGCGGGCUCCACUUGGGACUCAUCCCGGUUGAACUUCUCUCUCUCUCUCUCUCUCUCUCUCUCUCUCU